Vicia villosa (hairy vetch) is the source of this 736-nucleotide messenger RNA. Its product is annotated as GDSL esterase/lipase At1g28600-like. The record is from RefSeq and is a predicted model, not a curated record. Gene Ontology annotation, molecular function: hydrolase activity, acting on ester bonds. The transcript has 3 exons. NCBI's taxonomy places the organism in Eukaryota, Viridiplantae, Streptophyta, Magnoliopsida, Fabales, Fabaceae. Bases 35 to 685 code for a protein of 216 amino acids.
CAUAGGAACUGGUUCUAAACAACGAAGAAGCACAAUGAAGUUAUUAUUUCUAUUUCUUAUGAUCAUGGCUUCAACAGCGUUAGUCAUGGCGACAUGUCCCUCUUAUUCUUCCAUCUUCAGCUUCGGUGAUUCCGUCACCGACACCGGCAACAGGAAACUGAUCUCCUCUACCAAUAUAUGCUCCCCACCUCCCUACGGCCAAACCUACUUUCAUCAUCCAACUGGUCGUUGUUCCGAUGGACGCCUCAUCAUUGAUUUCAUAGCGGAGUCAUUGGGGAUUCCAAUGGUGAAACCGUAUUUGGAAAUUAAGAAUGGUGUAUUGAAAAAUAAUUCAGCAAAGGAAGGAGCGAAUUUUGCGGUUGUGGGAGCGACAGCGUUAGACGAUAGUUUCUUUAAAGAGAGAGGUGCUUAUGAUCAUCCUCACAGUUAUUCAUUAUCGAUUCAGUUGAAUUGGUUCAAGGAACUUCUCUCUACUCUUUGCAAUUCUUCAGAAAGUUGCCAUGAAGUUCUUAAAAACUCGUUAUUUCUUGUGGGAGAGAUUGGAGGCAACGACUUCAAUUAUCCCUUAUUUAAACGAAGGAGCAUAGAAGAGGUUAAAGAAUACAUACCACAUAUAAUAAAAUCAAUAGUUUCAUCAAUCAAAGUAAGAUAUUUCUUUUUCAAAUGCUAUUAUUGUCUUGUAUGAUUAAGGAUAUGAGAAAAGUUAAGUUCUUCAUUAAUUUAAAACGAAUGUACA